CGGACGUGCCGGGGCGCGCGGCGGCCGCCAGCGGCUGCGUGAGGUGAGACGUGCGCGAGCCGCGCCCGGCAGCCAAUGAGAGCCUGCGGUGGGCGGGGCCGCCGGUUCCAGUCAGCCCGGGCGCCAUGUCGGUGGCGUUCGUGCCCGAGCGGCUGCGCGGGAAGGCGGAGGUGAACCAGGAGACGCUGCAGCGGCUGCUGGAGGAGAACGACCAGCUGAUCCGGUGCAUCGUGGAGUACCAGAGCAAGGGCCGGGCCACCGACUGCGUGCAGUACCAGCAUAUUCUGCAUAGAAACCUCAUUUAUUUAGCUACAAUUGCUGAUGCGACGCCACCCAGCACGCAGAAGACUGUAGACUGACUGCGCAUACCUGGACACGAGCAGUGAUGCUUUAAGCGUCUGUAGAAAUGUUUAGUCUAGAGUCCCAUUUUGAGAGCUCAGAAGGUCUUGAAAGGCAGGUAAAAAGUCAUCUAUACUUUCACAAUAAAAACAUGACUCUAGUUUUUUAUAUAAUAUUAGGCUAUAUUUUUUUCUCCAUUACUGCGAGCAGAACUUAAGGGUGAUAAUUAUUUUCCACGCUUCCUUUUUCCCCCGAAAAUCUCCAUGUAGUAUAAUUCUGAAAACAGCCUGGUUGCCAGGACAGCAGCACCAGAGAUGCCUUUGGAGGGCUCUUGCAGUCUCAUUGAAGCAGAGGCUGUUUCACGACUAUGUUUGUACAAUACAGGGCACACAUUUAGCUAGGCAGCUUCUACCUCCACCAUGACACAGUCAAUCAUACAUUGCCACAUAUAGAAGCAACAGACUGGUUUGUGUCUUGUAUCAUGGUUAAUAAACUAAAAGUGUUCUUUGUAAGUCAUAGUAUAUUGUGGAUUGAUGUCAUAUGCUAAUGAAGAAGCAGCUCAGUGAUUUAGCGAAAUAGAAAUGUUAACUUUUCCAGGGAAAGAUGGGACUGUUGCAUAACUUGGAGCAAUUAAAUGCGAGCGAGAAAUCAAGCCUUUAUUUCAGUGAGAGAAGGCAGGGUGUUUGCCCUAGUUGUGUCAAGACUUUUCCUUUUUGCUUGAAAUGCUCUGUACUGCAGACUCUGUAAACAAGUAAAUUCUUGUAUAAUCAAAAUGGA
This is a messenger RNA of Columba livia (rock pigeon), 1116 nucleotides long. It is a transcript of the gene SS18L2, whose product is annotated as SS18 like 2. The transcript is spliced from 3 exons. The record is from RefSeq and is a predicted model, not a curated record. The coding region runs from base 126 to 359 and encodes 77 amino acids. Lineage: Eukaryota; Metazoa; Chordata; Aves; Columbiformes; Columbidae.